This is a messenger RNA of Aspergillus glaucus CBS 516.65, 318 nucleotides long. RefSeq lists its product as uncharacterized. Lineage: Eukaryota; Fungi; Ascomycota; Eurotiomycetes; Eurotiales; Aspergillaceae. The record is from RefSeq and is a predicted model, not a curated record. Bases 1 to 318 code for a protein of 105 amino acids. The transcript is spliced from 2 exons.
AUGAAAAUGUACAACCUCAACGACUUCGCACGUAGCUAUGGUCUCUCCCUGCUUCUACCUCUAUCUAUGUUCUUCAUCCACAGUCUCGCUUUCCGGCUUUCGUCUCCACGAUGCGCCACAAUCGCAGCGGUUGCGUUGAUGGUCUACCACACGUUCAUGGUGACUGAAGCAUACCAUUAUGCAGUCCAAAUGGGAUGGUCAUGGGCAGGCAUACGGGUGUUGAUACGAGAUGGGACGUACUGUGUGUUCUUUCUGAUUGCCGCGGUGGAUAUAAUUCGUGAUAGUGGGAAGAGGGCUAUUGACAGUGAAUCCAAAUGA